Molecule: messenger RNA, 910 nt
Organism: Cherax quadricarinatus
Lineage: Eukaryota; Metazoa; Arthropoda; Malacostraca; Decapoda; Parastacidae
Source: RefSeq, a predicted model, not a curated record
UUAUUGCAGUGUAGCAGGACGAACCAUUAAAUAGCAAAAAUGCCGCAGGAUGACCAGAUGUACAUCAAUGUGGUAAAACAAGAUAUUGUGAAGUAUGAUGUGACAGUGAAGAGCCUCAUACAGGAAAUCCGUGACCACACUGGAACUCAAAUUGAAUUGGACGAAAUUGGAUCUUUGGUUCGUUCUCGUAUCAGCCAGCUUCGAGAACAAAUUGAAGAACUGAAACGUUUAGCACAGGAGCAAGAUAGUGAGGUGGACUGCUCUGCAUUGACUGAGGAAGCUGCUAAGAGUGAUAAAAUGCUUCAGGACAAUCAUCGAGCUUUUCGAAAUGCCCUCCUUAUAUCACAGCUUGCUAUUAAUCAGCGUAGUAAGGAUGAACUCUUUGCUAACACCGAACCUAAUGAAGACGGUGAAACAAAUGUUCGUCAACGAGACCGAAUGUGUAGAGAAUUAUUAAUUAAAAAGUCGUCCCAGCUGUCUGAUGAUCUUCUGACUGUAACACGUUUAAUAAGAGACAACACAGAGAAGAGCCGAAACACCGUUGACAGAUUAGUGGAAGGAUCACAGUAUAUUGGGUCAACACAGGAGGAACUCAAGACCAUGGGUUCGGUUAUUGGCCAAGCAAGGAAAAUAUUAAACAAGUAUGGGAGGAGAGAGCACACAGACAAGUUACUAAUAUUUCUAGGGUCGCCUUGCCUCGGUGGGAGACGGCCAGCACGUUAGUCACAGUGGAACCUCAAAUUUCAAACUUAAUCCGUUCCAGGAGCUAGUUCUAAAUUCGAAAAGUCUGAAAUUCGAACAAUAUUUCCCAUAAGAAAUAAUGGAAAUACAAUUAAUCCGUUCCAGAAACCCAAAAAUAUUCACAAAAAAAAAAAAACUACAUUUUAUAGAGAUUAAUUAGUUUUACAUA